AUGGCCGGCCAGCUUGGCUCUCUGCAGCAAGCGAAGCGCAAGCUCGAGACCGAAAUCCAGGCGCUGCACGCCGACUUGGACGAGACAAUCUCCGAGUACAGAACUGCCCAAGAUAACGCGACACGGGCAAUGGCUGAUGCGGCAAAACUGGCAGAUGCCCUCCGACAGGAACAAGAUCAUACACAGAAUGUUGAUAGGGCAAAGAAGGCCCUCGAGCAGACAUUGAGGGAAUUCCAGUCUCGUCUCGAUGAGGCCGAGGCUGCCGCGCUUAAGGGUGGCAAGAAGGUGAUUCAACAACUCGAGAAGAGGUCCCGCGACCUGGAGAGCGAGCUGGAUGGAGAACAACGACGAUUCCAGCUGGCGAAUAAGGACUUGAGCAAGGCCGAGAGGAAGGUCAAGGAGCUCGAGUUCCAGAUGAACGAGGACAAGAAGAACUUUGAUCGCCUCAACGAACUCGUCGACAAACUCCAAAACAAGCUGAAACAACAGAAGAAACAGAUUGAUGAAGCCGAAGAACAAGCGAAUGUCCACCUCGGCAAAUACCGCCAAAUCCAGCAUCAGCUCGAAGACGCUGAGGAGAGGGCCGACAUGGCCGAGAAUUCCGUCUCCAAACUACGCGCCAAAUCCCGCGUCGGUUCGAUGGCCCCAGGUGGUGGCGGUCUCCAGGGAUCUGCCUCUGUUGCCGUCAUGCGCUCUGCCAGCCGUGGAAAAUUC
Molecule: messenger RNA, 714 nt
Organism: Mesorhabditis spiculigera
Lineage: Eukaryota; Metazoa; Nematoda; Chromadorea; Rhabditida; Rhabditidae
Source: the annotation of a GenBank genome assembly